AUGAUAAACCGUGGCCUCCUUCCAUCUUUCACUCCAGCUUUUCAUCUCUUGCGUGAUCUGAUCCUUAAGUUAGGGAAAACAGUAAGUGUGUAGGCAUACUCUGUAGCACAAAUUUAAUGAGUUUUACCCUCCCAUGGAUAGAAUGGAGCUUCCCUGUUCAUUAAUUGAAUCUAUUAGAAACCUUGUCUGUGAUCUCUUUAUAGUGUGUCUUCCCAUUGUAAAUUGGUACUUUCAAAUAUGUUAAGGGGAAAUCUUUUCUAUGGAUUCUGGUAAUCUCCGACACUUCAGCUUCUACUUCUUGACUUGCAUUGUGAUCAAGAAAGAUUGCAAUCUUGCCUUUGUUCAUUAUGUUUUUCAUAUAUUGAGAUUGUAUUCAUGAUCAAUAUUAGUGAUUCUUCAUUAGCAGAGGGAAAUAUGAUAGUGUCAUCAGUAUAAGCCAGAUGGUUUAUCUCUGGACUACAUUUUGGCAUAUGCCAAAUCCAGCAAAUCUGUGCUCUGAGUGUGAUGCACUUAAUGCCCUUGGCAUGCAUUCUGAGGCCAAAAUGAAUAGAGUUGGUGAUAGAGAAGAGGAUCGCCUUGUUUUUCUCCUUUCUUUAAAAACCACAUGGUUGCCCAUUGAUCAAAAUGGAAUACCAAUUAUUAGAGAUAAUUCUAUACACCAUGUAAAUGAGUCUCUCCCCAAAUACCAUUAUUAAUUAGAAUCAAGUUAGUGCAAGUGAUAUAUCUGGAUAGUUCAUGGCCACCAAACAAAGAUCUUACCAUUUUCAUCAUCCUCUUUAGGUAUUAGCAAAAUACCAAAUAGUCAACUCAUGAGUUAUCCCAUAAAGUUUUUGGCUUGAGGGUUCCAGUCUGGAUAGUAAUUCACCAGAUCAGAGAAACAGAUUGGCAGACUUCUCAAGUUAAUAGUCAUGUCUAUGCGAAAAGGAGUAAUCCACAAUCUUGCAAGACUUAGUACAAGAGGUACUCCAAAAAGAUUCAGAUCUUCAGGAACAAAGUUGCUUCUUUCUUCAGAGGAAACAACAGAAGUUAUAUUCCUCCCAAAAGCAAGAUCCUUUUGUAAUAGCACAGAUCUUUCCAAGAAUGAAUCCAAAGUUAUCAAACAUGAAAAUAUAUGCAGUGAAUCUGGUAAGACAACAAGAAGUGUCUUUGAUUUGAAAAGUUACAUGCUCCAAAAGGUCAAAUCUGUCAAUCAAGCCUUAGAUGCUGCUGUUCCAAUCAAAGAGCCUAUCAAGUUCCAUGAAGCAAUGAGAUACUCACUCCUUUCUGAAGGCAAGCGGGUUUGCCCUGUACUCUGCAUAGCCGCCUGUGAGCUUGUUGGUGGGCAAGAAUCAACGGUGAUGCCUGCUGCUUGCGGAAUGGAGAUGAUAAUCGCUAUGUGUCUGAUGCACGACGACCUUCCCUGCAUGGACAAUGGUGAUCUCCGUCGAGGAAAGCUGUCAAAUCACAAGGUUUAUGGCGAAAAUGUCACUGUUCUAGCUGGUUAUUCACUUGUUGCCUUAGCAUUUGAGCAUAUGGCAACAACCACUAAAGGGGUGCACCCAAAAACAAUGGUUCGUGCUGUUGGAGAAGUAGCAAGAUUGAUUGGACCAGAGGGGGCAGUGGCUGGCCAGGUGCUCGACAUGCUGUGUGGAGAUAAAUCUGAUACUGGAUUGGAAGAGCUUAAGUAUAUUCAUAGUCACAAGACAGCAGAUUUUACAGAAGCCGCGGCUAUUGUAGGAGCAUUGCUUGGUGGUGCAUCUGAGGAGGAGAUUAAUAGAGUUAGGAAAUUCUCGCAGUGUUUUGGACUGAUGUAUCAGGUUGUGGAUGAUAUUCUUGAUGUUACUAAAUCCUCUGAGCAACUAGGAAAGACAGCGGGGAAGGAUUUGUUGGCCAACAAAUUGACGUACCCAAAGAUGAUUGGCAUUGACAAGUCCAAAGAAUAUGCUCAAAAACUUAGCAAGGAGGCCAAGGAGCAGCUUGUUGGUUUUGCUCCAGAGAAGGCAGCUCCACUUCUUGCUAUGACAGAUUUCCUUCUUCAUCGGCAAAAAUGAAUAUGUACUACAACCAAAAAGUUUGACACCGUUGCCGGGGAUCAAACCCGGGUCACCCGCGUGACAGGCGGGAAUACUUACCACUAUACUACAACGACUGCUUGUUGAUUCAAUAGGGGAUGGAAGCUUCAAUAAGGUCAACACAGAUGUUUAUUUUGUCAUUUCCUUGGUCAAAUUCCACAUUUCUCCCAACAUCUUAUCCCCUGUUUACAUAAAUCUUUUGAAGUUGCUACAAAUAGUUCAAGUAUUUCUCUUUCUGUUUUAGCUUUAUCAUUUUCUCUACCUACAGAUCAAAGUAAUGAAUAUUGUGCAUUUGCAGUGGUUUUGUGAUUUGUUGAUAAGCUUGGUGUUCUUAUACUUAAAUUGCUUUGUGAAUAAAAUUGCUUGCACCAGA
Molecule: messenger RNA, 2424 nt
Organism: Solanum pennellii
Lineage: Eukaryota; Viridiplantae; Streptophyta; Magnoliopsida; Solanales; Solanaceae
Product: geranylgeranyl pyrophosphate synthase 7, chloroplastic-like
Exons: 1
Coding region: 909-2030 (373 amino acids)
Biological process (GO): isoprenoid biosynthetic process
Molecular function (GO): geranylgeranyl diphosphate synthase activity
Source: RefSeq, a predicted model, not a curated record